Molecule: messenger RNA, 2521 nt
Organism: Periconia digitata
Lineage: Eukaryota; Fungi; Ascomycota; Dothideomycetes; Pleosporales; Periconiaceae
Source: the annotation of a GenBank genome assembly
UCCAAGGUUUCGUCCCUAUAUAGCCGCAAUCGGCUUGAUCUGAAUAUUGCAGAAAGAAAAAAGAAGACAAGCUCUACAUGGAAUGAUGGAGAUUCUUCAUUUCUCCGUUGGUCGCGUGGCCUCGCGGUUUCUCGCCGCUUCAGAGUCGAUUAAAACACCCACUCAACAUUGUCUUCGCUCUUAUUUGCAAAAGCCACAUCAUAGCACAAGCCGAGUGCCGUUGUCUUCCUUACGCUAUCAAGUUCUGCGACAGGCUGAAUGUUUCAAUGUAUCGCCACUAAUCAAUCUCUCCCGCGAUAUACAACUGAGACCUUCUGCCACCCGAGCUUGCCUUCGCAGUCAGCAGCUCCAAAGUAGCACGGGUGGAAUGGAGCUUGCAGUAGCAUUGAUGGCUGGUGUUGUGUUAAUUGCUACCGCUUUACCGGAUCGUCGAGGCCUUCAGUACCCUCCACUGCACAGCACAAAAGACAGUAUCCGUGUACUUAAACUACAUCCUGGCUGUGCGCGGGACACCAUCAAGUGCAACCUCAAUACAGUCGCUUUCUCCGAGAAACCCGAGUACGAAGCUCUUUCCUAUGCAUGGGGAAACUCGGGCAGCACGAAAUCGAUCAUGGUGAAUGGCUCGAGAGUGAAGGUCAAAGAAAACCUCUGGCAAGCUCUAGGACAGCUGCGCCAUGCUACAAAACCGAGGGUGCUAUGGAUCGACUCGUUAUGCAUCAAUCAGGAUGAUUUAGCCGAAAAAAAUCGGCAGGUUCCUUUCAUGGCUUUUAUAUAUGGUCGGGCCCAGCGGGUGGUGAUUUGGUUGGGGAACCAUGAACCCCCUCCACGCGUACAGCACAGGCUCGAGCACGUCCAGGACUGGACCGACGAUUCGACGAGACGGAGAAAAUCAGAGGCUUGGAAACAGGUGGAGCGGCUCCUUCGGCAGCUCGCGCAUCAAGAGUAUUGGAAGCGGACGUGGAUCAUACAGGAGAUCACCAUGGCGUCGAACCUCGUGGUGUGCUAUGGGAAGGAAUCUCUGACAUGGGACGACUUUGUAGCGUGGGUGCAGCUCUACCAAGACCUCAACGCUGAAGACCCCGCGCUCAGAUAUAUCUCCACGCUCGAGUAUAUGCGGCAGUGCAGGUUCGAGGACCCCAAGAAGUUUUCGUUGAAGCAUCUCAUCGACGUCUUUCAAGAUUCGUUUUCUUCGGUGCAGUCGGACAAGAUCUACGCGUUCUUGGGCAUGGCGUACGAUGAUUUCGAUCAUAGUAUUCAAGUAGAUUACGGCAAGUCUGUGGCCGAGGUUUACAGGGAUGUCGUUCGUUCGUUUUGCGUUUCGUCGCCGUCGGAGACGCAGGAGAACGAGGCCGAUCUGGUUUACUACAGUGCUCUUGUUAGACGGUUGCUCACACGGAAAGCGAUUCAGAAGCCAAAGAGGGAAUUGCCCCUUGUGGACGAUGUUGAUGAAGAUGGAGACCAAGGGAGUGGCGAGGCAGCACAGCUGGCGCGAGUUCCUAACCAAACGCAGCAAAGCUUUGAACCAUUCUCUAGCGUCCAGAAGUCAUCGGAAAGUCAUUCCCAGGAUGGGAAAAACAAGAAUAACUCGACGUUUAUUCUCAACAACUACUUCCCUGGACAGGCCCCGAAAGUUAAGUCAGCUCCGAUGCCCGAACAAACACUAUCGCAAUCGGAAGAGGAGCGAAAGAAGGAAGAAGAGGAAAAUUCGAAGAAAAAGCAGAAUCAAGAAGAGCUUCUUCUUCUAGCUAUUGGGGCGGCCGUCGUCAUGGCCCUGGGGACCGCGUAUUACUACCUUACCCGCCGUGCUCCAGACGUCCCCAAAGAAUGGCACUGGCAAGCUUCGGAGCCCGAAGACCUCAAAACCUGGACCUCCAUCCAUCACGAUUCGAGCUGGGAAAAUGAACAACUAGAACUCAGAGGCCGCAUAGCUGGACACAUCACUCACGUGGGGCCCUCCGUACACGCCGUACUGGGCUCUCGACAAGAAACCAAACACUGGACUGCAAGCCUCGCAUCCCACUUCCCGGACGUCUCUGAAUUCGCCAAAGCGAGAGGCCUCAACGAGAAAAUGCUGCAGUUGGUGUAUGAUUCCAACGACUUGCAGACUCGGAAUAUUGGGCCGUUGCGCAGCUCAUCGUCUUCUGGACUCGAUGCUAGCGCCCAAUCGGGAUCCGACGACUCACCCCGUUUGUUCGCCGGCUCGAAUACGAUCCUCGGUCUUGUUCCGCCGGAUUCGCAGAACGGAGAUGUCGUUGUGCAGUUUUGGAAUUCUAGGGCCUGCGCGGUGGUGCGUGAGAUGCCGCAUAGCAGCGGGGGACUACGUGAAGAGGAUCCAACACCUCCGCGAUACGAAUUGAUAGGGAGAGCUUCGAUUGUCACGAGCGGGACAGAUGCGGAUUGGGAUGUGCCGCGAGACAAGAGAGCCUUUGGGCUGUUUUCUCGAGAUGUGCUGAAUCUCAACGUCACUCUGGACGAAUUGACGAGGUUGUCCCUGGAUACGGUCAACCUCGAUGGCUCGUAA